GCAGUGCGAGCGAGCUGUCGCAUUCUCGCUCUUUCGAGCCGGCCUGUGGAAGGAGCCGCCUGACACUGGAUUUGUUUCUAGCCGCAGUUAAGCGAGCAGAGACCCGUUUAAACCGCCGGUUCGGAGAGAGCUUGCAAUUCAACAGCUGCAAUCACUCCCUAUCCAGCGUCCAGUCAACUGUCUCGCUAAUCAGACUCCAUCGCUUGGCGCCACCAUGUCUCGUUUCUUCGCCACGGGCUCAGACACAGAGUCUGAAGAAUCGUCUUCGGGAGACGAACUCGCGCCCAAACAGGCAGGAGCCACCUACGCCAAGCCAGCGAUCUUGCUGAGCGAUGAGGAGGAGGACACUAAGAGAGUGGUGCGGAGCGCCAAGGACAAGAGGUUUGAGGAAUUAACAAAUCUGAUCAAGACCAUUCGCAAUGCCAUGAAGAUUCGAGACAUGUCGAAAUGCUUGGAGGAGUUCGAGCAGCUCUGCAAAGCGUUCCUGAAAUCCAAGAGCAUCGUGGACAAAGAGGGGGUGCCCACCUUCUACACGCGCCUCCUAGCCGACCUGGAAGACUACCUGAACGAGCUGUGGGAGGACAAGGAAGGCAAGAAGAAAAUGAACAAGAACAAUGCGAAGGCUCUGAGCACCCUGAGACAGAAGAUCAGGAAAUACAACCGAGACUAUGAGGCUGAGAUCACACGCUACAAAGAGAACCCUGAGCAAUCUGCUGAUGAAGAGGAAGAAAAAGGUGAAGUUUCUGAUGACUCUGCUGACAGUACAGAGGAGAAGGAGGAGGGGGAUGUCGUCAUGUCCGCCAGUGCGUUCCUGAAAAAGAGCGCUGAGGCUCCUCCUGACCCUCGGAAGUUCCUGAAGGGAGAGGAUGAUGAAGAUGACUCCUCUGAUGAAGACUGGGGCCCCGAUGAGGACAGCGAUGACUCGGAGAGCGGCGACGAGGACGGGAAGAACAUCUCCAUUGCAUCCCGCUUCCUGAAGAUCCGGACACCCAGUGACGAGGCACAGAGUGCGAUCGUGAAGAAGGAGGACAAGGCCAAGAAGAAGCAGGACAGGAAGAUGAAGAGAGUGGAGGAGGAAGAGGAGGAGGGGGAUGGGGCAGAGCCGGAGGGAGAGGGGGAGUGGGAGAAGGUGAAGGGAGGAGCACCCAUGUCCAAGGAAAAGCCCAAGAUGUUUGCUAAGGGCACAGAAAUCAACAAUGCCGUGGUGUUGAAAAAACUGCAUGAGAUCCUGCAGGCCAGAGGAAAGAAGGGAACAGACAGGGCUGCCCAGAUUGAGAUGCUCCACACUUUGGCCACGAUCUCCGCUGAGAAUAACCUGGGGCAGGGGGUCCUGGUGAAGAUCAAGUUCAACAUCAUCGCCUCCCUGUACGACUACAAUCCCAACCUGGCCACUUUCAUGAAGGCUGAUAUGUGGAAGACGUGCCUUGACUGCAUUGACGAGCUUCUUGACAUCCUGUUUGAGAACCAGAACAUCUUCAUCGGAGAAAACAUCGCGGAGGACAGCGAGAAUCUAGUCAUCUCAGACCAGCCCUUUAGGGUGCGUGGUUGUAUGCUGACUCUGGUGGAACGAAUGGACGAAGAAUUCUCCAAAAUCAUGCAGAACACCGACCCCCACUCCCAAGAGUACGUGGAUAACCUGAAGGAUGAGGCUCGGGUGUGCCAGAUUGUGGACCGGCUCCAGCAGUACCUGGAACAGAAGGGCAGCACAGAGGAGGUGUGCCGUGUCUACCUGCGCAGGAUCAUGCACACUUACUACAAGUUCGACUACAAGGCCCACCGCCGCGCCCUCGCCAGCCAGCAGGGGGCGGAGGAGUCCAAGUCGGAGCAGGACCAGGCUGAGAGCGAGGGGGAGGACAGCGCUGUUCUGAUGGACCGGCUCUGCAAGUUCAUCUACUCCAAGGACCGGACCGACCGGAUCAGAACCUGUGCCAUCCUCUGCCACAUCUAUCACCACGCCCUCCACAACCGCUGGUACCAGGCCCGGGACCUGAUGCUGAUGAGCCACCUGCAGGACAACAUCCAGCACGCAGACCCACCUGUGCAGAUCCUGUACAAUCGCACUAUGGUGCAGUUGGGAAUCUGUGCGUUCAGGCAGGGCAUGAUCAAGGACGCCCACAAUGCAUUGCUGGACAUCCAGUCCAGCGGCCGAGCCAAGGAGCUCCUGGGGCAGGGGCUGCUGAUGAGGAACAUGCAAGAGAGGAACCCGGAGCAAGAGAAGAUCGAGAAGAGGAGACAGGUCCCCUUCCAUAUGCACAUUAAUCUGGAGCUGCUGGAGUGCGUGUAUCUCGUCUCCGCGAUGCUGCUGGAGAUUCCCUACAUGGCAGCGCACGAGUUCGAUGCGCGCAGGAGAAUGAUCAGCAAGCAAUUCCACCACCAGCUCAGAGUGGGAGAGAGACAGCCACUGCUGGGUCCUCCCGAGAGCAUGAGAGAGCACGUUGUGGCCGCCUCGAAGGCCAUGAAGAUGGGAGACUGGAAGACCUGCCACGCCUACAUCAUCAACGAGAAGAUGAACAGCAAAGUGUGGGACCUGUUCCCAGAGUCACAGAGAGUCACCGAGAUGCUGGUCAGGAAAAUCCAGGAGGAAUCUCUGCGUACUUAUCUGUUCACCUACAGCAGUGUCUACGAUGCGAUCAGUAUGCGGAUGCUGUCCGAGAUGUUCAUGCUGGAGCUGCACACGGUCCACAGCAUCAUCAGCAAGAUGAUCAUCAGCGAAGAGCUCAUGGCUUCGCUGGACCAGCCCACUCAGACGGUGAUGAUGCACCGCACUGAGCCCACCUCCCUGCAGAACGUGGCCCUCCAGCUCGCGGAGAAACUGGGGGGGCUGAUGGAGAACAACGAGAGGGUCUUCGACCUCAAACAGGGCAUCUACGGGGGCUACUUCAACAGGGAGCAGAGAGGAGGAUACCAAGGAGGCUACCAGCAAAGGCAAGGUUACCAGAGAGAUCAGAGAGGAGGCUACCAAGGAGGCUACCAACAGAAGCAAGGCUACCAGAGAGAUCAGAGAGGAGGGUACCAGAAGCAAGGUUACCAGAGAGGUAGACGAUAUUUACGAAUGGUGCUGUACUCCAGGAUAGACAGGCUUGGCGCGGGACUUCGCAUCGUUGAUUUGUUUGAGCAGGAAUUUGGUCAGGACCCAUAGAAGUUCUACAGCGUGCUGGUUUUGUAUUGGGGGGGGGUCUGGAUUCAGCAGGUUUUGCUGUAGCUGUGAAUCUAUUGAUCGGUCUUGAGGGUUCUCAAGACUCUGAUUAAACUGCAGGACCGUUUUAUGCGGUUAUUGAGGUGGAACUUGGUAUGGGACCCCCUUCAGCGCACAAGCUGAUUAGGAUCAGAAUUCAGGGUGUGUCUGUCACAAUUACAUUUAACAAUUUAUAUUAUACUGGUAGAGCUUAGUCUUUUUUUUCUCCUUCCUUUCUUUCGUUCUUUCUUUCUUUGAAACAGCCUGACUAACAUUGGGGUCUAUGGGGGAGAAACAGCCUGUUCUUUAACAUUGGGGUCUAUGAGGAGAAACAGCCUGUUCUUUAACAUUGGGGUCUAUGGGAUGAGAAACAGUCUGGCUUUCCCAUUGGAGUCUAUGGGGGUAACCACCUAUAUAAAAAAAAGGGUUACAUUAUUAAACAUUAUUUAAAAAGCCCUUUUUAAAUGUUUUUUUUUUUUUUCAAACAUUAUAAAACAUUUUUUUUUUUUUUUAAUUAUAGUAUUUUCCCAUUUAUUGCACUGUUUUUAAGACUCUAGAACCCAUCCAGUAAGCGUUGCAUUGCUGUGCUGUAUCCUUGUGUUACUCGGCAGGCUGUAGGUUGCAGGGGCACACGUCUAUUAAAAGCUAGUGUUGUGCGAUGCCUCGAUACGAUACCACGCACGGCAUCAUGAUAUUCAGUACUGUCGCCGUACUUUGGGGCUUCUGUCCCAUUAUUUGUUAAAUGGCUGCCAAACUGUGCAAGAGGCUGAUACACAAUUAGUAAGAGGCGCAGAACGCUUGCGGUUUAAUUAUAUUUUUCUGCUGAAAACAAGGUGGUGUGUAUUCAGAGGUCGUUGUCACAGACUGUAAAAUGAAAUCUGGGAAGAAAGGACACAGCACUUAAAGAGAAUGCUGCCUUUUACACUGUUGCAUAUAAAGAGAGAACUGGGUUUUGGCUAGUUUCAAAUAUAUCUACAAGAAAUUAUUUUUCUCUCUCCUUUUUCUGUCUCCUCUAUUUCUGCCUGUUUCUCUUUCUCUCCCUUUCUUUUUUCCUUUCUUGUU
Messenger RNA from Polyodon spathula (Mississippi paddlefish), 4237 nucleotides. RefSeq names its product eukaryotic translation initiation factor 3, subunit C (gene eif3c). Gene Ontology annotation, biological process: translational initiation. The transcript has 26 exons. Lineage: Eukaryota; Metazoa; Chordata; Actinopteri; Acipenseriformes; Polyodontidae. Gene Ontology annotation, molecular function: translation initiation factor binding; translation initiation factor activity; RNA binding. The record is from RefSeq and is a predicted model, not a curated record. Gene Ontology annotation, cellular component: eukaryotic translation initiation factor 3 complex. The coding region runs from base 215 to 3139 and encodes 974 amino acids.